AUGGCAGCUCUUAAGACAUUGCAAGCUCUGAUCUUUCUUGGUCUAUUGGCCACGUCCUGCAUCGCUCAAGCUCCAGCUCCAGCACCCAUCAUGCUUCUCCCACCGGUAGAGUCUCCUCCUCCUGUUAUUACACCCACCGCUGAGCCACCGUCUCCAGUACCAGUUGCUUCACCACCGGUAAUGGUUACCGAGCCAACUCCAGCUCCAGCGACUCCUCCCACCGACUCAUCACCGACUAAGUCUCCUUACACUUCCCCUGUGGCUUAUCCUCCGGAACACAAAGGUAUGGCUCCAAGCCCAUCAGUCCCAACUCCAACUCCAACACCAACACCAACGCCAGCACCAGCUCCUGAAGGACCAGCUCCGGCUCCUGAAGGACCAUCUCCGGCUCCUGAAGGACCGGAUGCUGACUCAGCAUUGACUAACAAAGCUUUCCUUGUGAGCACCCUCAUUGCGGGAGCCUUGUACGCAGUCGUUUUGACUUAAGAGAGCCUUGAGUAUACUAAUCACUCUCACUCUCUCCUUUGUUUUCUUUUGUCAAAUCUCUUUGUGUUUCUAUAAUACAUUUAUGUUCUCUUCCAAAUUGUUGGUGUUUUAUUUUUCUGGUCUUUUGAUUCUUUGUAACUCUAAUGGGUAUUGGGAUUAACUCCAAACCAAACGUUCUUAUUGCAUCAUUG
This is a messenger RNA of Eruca vesicaria subsp. sativa (arugula), 677 nucleotides long. The record is from the annotation of a GenBank genome assembly. Lineage: Eukaryota; Viridiplantae; Streptophyta; Magnoliopsida; Brassicales; Brassicaceae.